Messenger RNA from Suillus plorans, 1860 nucleotides. RefSeq names its product ATP synthase alpha/beta family, nucleotide-binding domain-containing protein. NCBI's taxonomy places the organism in Eukaryota, Fungi, Basidiomycota, Agaricomycetes, Boletales, Suillaceae. Gene Ontology annotation, molecular function: proton-transporting ATPase activity, rotational mechanism; ATP hydrolysis activity; ATP binding. The record is from RefSeq and is a predicted model, not a curated record. Gene Ontology annotation, biological process: proton transmembrane transport; ATP metabolic process. Bases 1 to 1860 code for a protein of 619 amino acids. The transcript has 11 exons. Gene Ontology annotation, cellular component: proton-transporting V-type ATPase, V1 domain; fungal-type vacuole membrane.
AUGGCAGGUGCUCUCCAGAACGCAAAGCGCGACCUCCCAAAAAUCCAAGAUGAAGACCAUGAAUCUCGCUUUGGUCACGUGUAUGGCGUUUCAGGGCCUGUUGUCAUUGCAGAGAACAUGAUUGGAGCUGCUAUGUACGAGCUUGUUCGCGUCGGCCAUGACGAGCUCGUCGGAGAGGUCAUUCGAAUAGAGGCAGAUAAAGUAACGAUUCAGGUGUACGAGGAGACGUCUGGCGUGACCGUCGGUGACCCUGUCCUAAGGACAGGUAAACCGCUCAGUGUUGAGUUGGGUCCAGGUCUGAUGGGUAAUAUUGUCGAUGGUAUUCAGAGACCACUCCGAUCCAUCCAAGAACUGUCCAAAUCAAUCUACAUACCUCGUGGUAUCAACACAGAGGCACUGGAUCGCUCGAUAUCCUGGGACUUCACUCCUGCCGCAUACAAGGUCGGCGAUCACAUAUCAGGAGGUGACAUCUUUGGCGGUGUUUACGAAAACUCGCUCGUCGACAACCACAAGAUCAUGCUUCCUCCCCGUGCUCUCGGUACUAUCACCCGCAUCGCAGAAAAGGGCAGCUAUACAGUCGAUGACAUCGUGUUAGAGACCGAGUUCGAGGGUCGGACAACAAAGCACUCCAUGAUGCAGUUGUGGCCAGUCCGUGCCCCUCGACCCGUUGCCGAGAAACAGACCGCCGAUUUUCCCUUGUUGACUGGUCAGCGCAUCCUGGAUGCACUUUUUCCGUGUGUAUGCGUGCAAGGCGGCACCACUGCCAUCCCUGGUGCUUUUGGUUGUGGCAAGACCGUCAUCUCGCAAGCGCUCUCCAAGUUCUCGAAUAGCGAUAUCAUCAUCUACGUCGGAUGUGGUGAGCGAGGAAAUGAGAUGGCUGAAGUGUUGAUGGAGUUCCCUGAACUUACAAUGGAGAUUGGCUCUCGCCAAGAACCCAUUAUGAAGCGUACCACACUCGUUGCUAACACUUCCAAUAUGCCAGUUGCAGCUCGCGAGGCCUCGAUUUAUACCGGCAUCACACUCUCAGAAUACUUCCGGGAUCAGGGUUCAAACGUCGCAAUGAUGGCAGAUUCAACAUCACGCUGGGCUGAGGCGCUACGUGAAAUUUCGGGUCGUCUGGCAGAGAUGCCGGCUGAUUCAGGAUAUCCUGCCUACCUGUCGACCAAGCUGGCGAGCUUUUAUGAGCGUGCCGGGAAAGUGAAGUGUUUGGGUAGCCCAGCGAGGCAAGGAACAGUGUCGAUUGUUGGGGCUGUGUCACCACCGGGUGGUGACUUCUCGGACCCCGUCACAUCUUCUACACUUAGUAUCGUGCAGGUCUUUUGGGGCCUCGACAAGAAGCUCGCGCAGCGCAAGCAUUUCCCGUCUGUUAACUGGAACUUGUCGUACUCCAAGUACACAAAAGUGCUUGAGCCUUACUAUGAGUCCAACUCACCAGGCUUCGUGUCUUUACGCAUGAAAACGAAGGAGAUUCUGCAGAAGGAGGAGGAUCUCGCUGAGAUCGUGCAACUUGUCGGGAAAAGCGCACUGGGAGAAUCAGACAAAAUUACGCUGGAGGUCGCGCGGAUGCUCAAGGAUGACUUCCUGCAGCAGAAUGGCAUGAGCGAGUACGACCGCUACUGUCCAUUCUACAAGACUGCGGGAAUGUUGAAGAAUUUUGUCGCGUUCCACGAUUCAGCGCUGAGAGCGGUGGCGCAAGGCGAUCUGACGUUCGCGAGAAUUAAGGAUACUGCGAGUGAUCUCAUGUUUAAACUCUCACAAAUGAAAUUUGAGUCUCCCUCGCAAGGACAGGAACCUAUCAUGCAGAAGCUGGACGCGCUACACACGGAAAUCCAGGACAAAUUCCGCCAGAUGGUAGAGUAG